UGUUAAACUAAAUAGUCUGUACAAUUUGUUAAAUAUAAGUGUACCGCUAUACGAAGUGCGAAAUGGGAUUAUUUGGCAAAACCCCUAGCAAAGACCCCAAAGAACAGGUUAAAUGUCAAUCCGCUAUUGUUUGAUUUAUCUUUUGCGCGUUAACAACGCCAUUUGAUGGUCACGACAGGAUCAAAUCAGUUUCCGGCUAUGCAACGAUUGUACAUAUCAAAGGGUCAUGCAUUCAUAUCGGUCUACUCGGUGUGCACGAAACUGAGCCUCGAGGAACUGCGACCCAUCUGGGCGCUCAUCAAGGAGCUAAAGGGCGAUGUGAACUCCAUACCGGUGAUGCUUGUGGGCAAUAAAUGCGAUGAGAGCACCGAGCUGCGUGAGGUGUCACAAAUCGAGGGUCAGGCUCAGGCGACCAGCUGGAGUAUAUAAUUUAUGGAGACAUCAGCCAAAACCAAUCACAAUGUGACCGAGCUGUUUCAGGAGCUGCUCAACAUGGAGAAGACGCGCACCUAUAUAUAUAUAUAUACCACACACACUCUCACACACAAACACAUACACAGAGACACAUACAUACACACACAUUCGUGUAUCCCAAAAUGAAAAGCCAAAGUACCUACUUAAAAGACAUACAAUUUUAUCUACUUAUGUACUAACUACUACUAACUACUAACUAACGAUAAACCGAUUACUAAAAUAAUUACAUCAAAUCCCAUUUCACAAAAAAAAAAAAAAAAAAAAAGAACACAGAAGAGUCGAGAACAGUACUAUUCUGGAGCAUUUGUGGCGAUAUGAUAUCGAGUGUCCUUCGGGAUAUGGGUCCGUUUCGUUGACUGCAAAAUGUCUCUUUUCUGACUAUCAAUAAAUUGCUGUAUAACUAUUUACCACCAAACCAAUUUAAACAAAAUUGAAAGAAAAUGCCUAAGUAAUUGCAUCACUUAUAUUGUAUGUAUAAAAUAAUAAUACUCACUCUCAUACCCAGCAUGUUGAUGAUCGAUAAUGAUCUGCAGAAGGGGCGCUGAAAAUAUUGCGUGUUCAUUUCUUAACGAUUGUUUUCAUUAGGAAAGAUUUAAAGGAGAAGAUUUACAAUUAUUUGCUGAACUUUAUUAACAUUUAAAGUAUAAUGCAAAUGGAAAUUAGCUUUAGUCAAAAUGGAUAAGCUCUUAACCAACAUUUUGAUAGCGGACCAAUUUGCGUAUAAGAUUUCAGAAAUCAAUUUAGAUAAACUCUCUCAGUUUGCCAUAGAAAACAAAGCAUG
Drosophila grimshawi is the source of this 1255-nucleotide messenger RNA. Its product is annotated as GTP-binding protein Di-Ras2. Gene Ontology annotation, cellular component: plasma membrane. Lineage: Eukaryota; Metazoa; Arthropoda; Insecta; Diptera; Drosophilidae. The record is from RefSeq and is a predicted model, not a curated record. Gene Ontology annotation, biological process: signal transduction. Gene Ontology annotation, molecular function: GDP binding; GTP binding; GTPase activity. The coding region runs from base 166 to 429 and encodes 87 amino acids. The transcript is spliced from 2 exons.